Mustela lutreola (European mink) is the source of this 3321-nucleotide messenger RNA. It is a transcript of the gene HEPACAM2, whose product is annotated as HEPACAM family member 2. Bases 110 to 1504 code for a protein of 464 amino acids. The record is from RefSeq and is a predicted model, not a curated record. NCBI's taxonomy places the organism in Eukaryota, Metazoa, Chordata, Mammalia, Carnivora, Mustelidae. The transcript is spliced from 10 exons.
GCAAGAGACAGGAUAGGGUCUGUUACCUCACUGCUAAUUUCCCUAGCAAAUAAACCAGCAGCUGCUGGUCCAUGAACCAAGUUGCCACCGGGAACAGGGCACUGUAUGCAUGGGACAGGAUGCUUUCAUGGAGUCCUUCAGCAACACGGUUGGGGGCUUUCAGUGCAAAAUAUACCUCCUUCUCUUAGCAGGUGCUUGCUCAGGACUAAAAGUGACCGUGCCUUCACACACUGUUCAUGGCAUCAGGGGUCAGGCCCUCUACCUCCCCGUGCACUAUGGAUUCCACACACCAGCAUCGGACAUCCAGAUCAUAUGGCUGUUUGAGAGACUCCACACGAUGCCCAAAUACUUACUGGGCUCUGUGAACAAGUCUGUGGUUCCCGACUUGGAAUACCAACACAAGUUCACCAUGAUGCCGCCCAACGCGUCUCUGCUCAUCAACCCAUUGCAGUUCACUGAUGAGGGCAAUUACAUCGUGAAGGUCAACAUUCAGGGAAAUGGAACUCUCUCAGCUAGUCAGAAGAUCCAAGUGACCGUUGAUGAUCCUGUAACAAAACCAGUGGUGCAGACCCAGCCUUCCUCUGGAGCUGUGGAAUAUGUGGGGAACUUGACCCUGACAUGCCUCGUGGAGGGGGGCACCCGGCUGGUUUACCAGUGGCUAAAAAAUGAAAGGCCUGUCCACACCAGCUCCACCACCUCCUUUUCUCUGCAAAACAGUACCCUUCAUAUUGCUCCAGUGACCAAAGAAGAUAUUGGGAAUUACAGUUGCCUGGUGAAGAAUCCCGUCAGUGAAGUGGAAAGUGACAUCAUUAUGCCUACCAUAUACUAUGGACCUUAUGGACUUCGAGUUAAUUCUGACAAAGGGCUAAAAGUAGGGGAAGUGUUCACUGUUGACAUUGGAGAGGCCAUCUUAUUUUAUUGUUCUGCUGAUUCUUAUCCCCCCAAUACCUAUUCCUGGAUCCGGAGGACUGACAAUACAACAUAUGUCAUUAAGCACGGGCCUCGCUUGGAAGUUGCAUCUGAGAAGGUAGCCCAGAAGACAACUGACUAUAUGUGCUGUGCUUACAACAAUGUAACUGGACGGCGAGAUGAAGCUCAUUUCACAGUCAUCAUCACUUCUGUAGGACUGGAGAAGCUUGCACAAAAAGGGAGAUCAUUGUCUCCCUUAGCAAGUAUAACUGGAAUAUCACUCUUUUUGAUUAUAUCCAUGUGUCUUCUCUUCCUGUGGAAAAAAUAUCAACCCUACAAAGUUAUAAAGCAGAAGCUAGAAGGCAGGCCAGAAACAGAAUACAGGAAAGCUCAAACAUUUUCAGGCCAUGAAGAUGCUCUGGAUGACUUCGGAAUAUAUGAAUUUGUUGCUUUUCCAGAUGCUUCUGGUGUUCCCAGGAUGCCAAGUAGGUCUGUUUCAGCCUCUGAUGGUGUAUCAGGACAAGAUUUGCACAGUACAAUUUAUGAAGUCAUUCAGCACAUCCCUGCCCAACAGCAGGACUGUCCAGAGUCAUGAUCUCAGGGUCCCGGGAAGGAGCCUCAGGUAGGGCUUCCUGCUCAGCACCUCGGAGUCUGCUUGUCCUUCUCCCUCCCCUUUUGCCUCUCUCUCCCUUAGGCUAUUCUCUCUCAAAUAAAAAAAUAAAUAAAAUCUUAAAAGAAUUAUAUUAUCAAUCUAGUAGAACACAAUGGCGAAAUAUUAUUCCAUGACAGUUAAAAAAAAAAAAGAAAAUACCUCUCUAAAAUAAUACCUGACUCUCUUUACGUCUGGAGCAGAAAAUGAAGGGAUUUGUUUUUGUUGUUGUUGUUAAAUGUAAGGAAUAGGAAGAAUUUUAAGAGUAUGUCUGCUUCCCAACUUUAAGAUUAUACCCAAUUAAGAAUAUUAUCCUAUUUAAGCUCAUGUGUUUUUCUAUAUGUCAUUUAUUCUGCAUUAUCUGUUUCUUUUUUUUUAAUUUAGACUGUAAACAAGCCAAAUGAAAACUUGGUUUGUCUUUUAAAGCUCCCAGUAAUAAAGGAAAUGCUGAUUUAUUUACAAAGCUAUAGAAUAUGGCAGCUGUAAUUUCAGAACACAAAAUAAAGUGAUCAGGUUGGUUUCACAUGUAAAAAAAAAAAAAAGUGAUUUUCUAAGUUAAAAUAGAAAAUCACCCUCUGAAACUAGACUGCUUUCAGACAUGAGCAGUAUCUUUAGAGUUUCUUGGGAAUAUAAAACUUUAUUUUAGAAAUAAACUUGGAAGGUUGAAAAUAAGGCAGAAAUGUUCUUUUUCAAGCAUAUAAAGGGCUAUUCAAAACUGUUCUUGAGGACACGCUCCCUCGAGGGGCAGCAACCUGAGAACCCCAGUUCACACUACCCGUCCUCUCGCUCCAUUGCCUAGGCUCGCCUCCUUCCCUGUCCUCCUCAUCUUUCCUUGCUUCCCUUUUGUGUGUUUGUCUUCUAAGGACUCUGUCUUUACCUCCAUUCUUCAAUAUCUGCCCUCUCUGAACUUCCCUUCUUUUUCCUUCUCUCUCUGGAAGACUGUUCCCUUCUCUCUAAAAUCUCUUAAAAUUUUCCUUUUUACACUUACUUUAUUUACAGUCAAUCUACAAACAUUUCCAGAACAUUAUCUGCUAGGGAUAGAGGUUAAAUAAGGCUGUCUUUUAAGGAUUCCAUAGUUUAGCGAGCUCUUGUUUGCUUGUAAUUAAGACUAGCGGUACUUGGUAGAAUAAAUAUUCCUCAAUAAUUAAAUAUUCCCUAAACAUGUAGAGGCCAUUUUUUCUCUCUUGAUUGCCUAUGGCUUUAUUCUUUAUGUCCAGUUAAACUCAAAGGUCAAUUGUAUGACUAAUGCAGUAUUAUAGGUGGCUAGUGAAUUUCUCUCCUCCUCACUUCCCAUAGUGAAUGUACAAGCUGUAGAUAAAGAAUAAUAACUUUCUGCUUUGUUGUACCUCUGUUUGACAGUUGCUUCUGAAAUAGAAAAGACAGCCAACAAAAUUCUUUUCUUUGGCUCUUAGACUAUUCUAACAGUGUUGCUUUCAUUAGUGCAUGUGUCUGUUACCUAAUUGGACUGGUGUUUAACAAAUUGGUAAGUUGACCUGUUUUCACGUUUUAAUACUCAGGCUACUUAUUUGGAUAUUGAACUUGUAGCUACAUUUAUUUAAAUGCUAUCUGUUGACCUCACUAAAUGCUCCUGGCAGUUUGUUUUGAAUCCUUGACUGGCAAUUAGUAUCUUUAAAUUCAGGAUAUUUGAGUAAACCUUUACUUUCAAAAGGAAAUUAUCUGCAGAAUUUAGUGAUUGCUUAUUCCUUACACUUAUUGGUUUAUAAAUGUAAUUUUCUUAAACUAGUUCAAAAAAUUUCUAUUAU